Penicillium expansum is the source of this 597-nucleotide messenger RNA. RefSeq lists its product as uncharacterized. NCBI's taxonomy places the organism in Eukaryota, Fungi, Ascomycota, Eurotiomycetes, Eurotiales, Aspergillaceae. The coding region runs from base 1 to 597 and encodes 198 amino acids. The record is from RefSeq and is a predicted model, not a curated record. The transcript has a single exon.
AUGCAAGUAUCGCGUACAGUCUACCGCGCCGCUCUCCUGCACCUAUCCGUCAGUCCCUUCGUGCGCGCUUCAGUUCCAGCUGGUACUACUGCCUGGACAUCCCUCAACGCGGCAACCCAAGCACCCAACACCCGGCUCUACAGCAUCCUCUUCCCGCAGUGCACAACCACCUUCAAAGCAUCAGACUGCACGCGUCAAACACGCACAAUGUGUGACUCAAGCUCGAACUCCGACUCGGCAGCCGCUACGUCCUCAACCCCCGCCACCCAAAACGAAAACACCCAAACCCAAGAGUCCCAAGAACAAGAACCCAAAAAACAUCUCUACCUCCCCGCUAGCGACCCUGAAAAUCCCAUCGCGAACCAACAGGGGGAUGGAAGCAUUAAACUCGAUAUGAGCGGAGGCGGGACGGAGGUGAAAUUGGAUCAUCUAGGUCCAAUGGUGGUUAACGUGGAUGGGACGUUGUCGCAAAUCGGGAACUGGCAGCAGAUGACGGAGAUUGAGAAGACUAAUACUCUGCGCGUCCUUGGAAAGCGGAAUCAGAAGCGGUUGGAGGCUUUGAGGGCUAAGGAGAAGGCGGAAGGAGGGUCGGAAUAA